UGAUAAUUUAAAGCUACCUCUGCACAAAAAACUGGGAUAAGAGAAAAAAUAUUAAUUCAGUCUUUAGAAGAAGGUGACUUUUAUAAAAUGGGACAACAUGUUGCUUAGAGGAGGUUUGAAAAUCACAAUGAGUGCCUGGCAAAAGCCCUGAGCAUGUGUUGGUCAGAAGUCAAUUGCAUCAUUACAGCCAUCAAUCACCAGUCUGUGGUGUAUAAAAAUAGGUCCAGGUGGCAAAAUAGCAUAAACUGGCAAUGCCUCGUCAUGCCGACUGCCUGCUGUCACUCUCUAAAAUAAGCUUGAUCUUAAUUCACUGCUCAGCGUAAACCAGGGUUUUAGUAGGGCUUCUUCUCUUUCUUCUGGUGAACACAAAAAGAUAUUUUGAAGUCAGUGGUUACCAACAACUGUUUGGUAACCAACAUUCUUCAGAAUAUCUUCUGUGUUCAAAAGAAGAACGAAACUCAUACAGGUUGGGAACAACUUCAGGUAUAAGAAAACCUGCUGGAUUUGUGCUGGUCAGACGCAUUGAAACAUACGCAACAAAGACUAUUCAAUAAACUGCUCCUUUUUUAUCAUCAUGAUCUAACACAAUCAACUGAGCACAUGAAGAUGAGGAGAACACAAGAAGUGAGAGAAAAUAAGAUAAAUGAAGAAGAAGAGAAAUUGUGGGACAAAGCAGAGCAUUUUGAAGAAAAAGCGGAUACUGAAUUACCAAAAGAGUACUAUCAUGGGCUUGAUGAUCUACCCUGGAACCUGAACUCACUGGAGCAGUUACUGUAUAUCAGCCUGCCAGCAUGGAUACAAAGAGCUUUGCUUUGCAACUUAGCUGAGCAGUUUGGCAUCUGGACAUUUCAUAAAAACACCCUAGCGUGUCGUCUCAUAUCCUUCACCCUACUGCCAUUCACUCUGCCUGCCACAACUGUCAUCUCAUUCAUCUAUAGAUUUUUGUGCUGGGUGAAGAAAAUUCCCCACCUGGCUCUGAAUGCAGGCAGGGAAUUCAAACAGGAAGUAAUCGCACAUCUGCAGUUAGUCUUUGCGCACUUGAGAGGACUUAUGCCGAACAGAUUCCUGCUUUUGCAAAUUCUACCUUUGGUCCCCAUGCUUUCUUGGUUUCUUGCACCCUGGUCCUGUUUCCCAUCUCUUCCUUUUACUUUCCUUCCCUGUUUCUCUUUUCCUUUACUUUCUCGUGCUUUGCGUUUCCUGCCACGCCGUCUCUCCACUUCAACCUCAAAGAAGCAGCUGGAGCGCAGGAGCCAGACUCAGCCUCUCUGGUGUAGACGACGAUCUCUCCUCUGUUUCCAGCUCACCGGAUCCAGCAGCUUCUGCAAAAAGACAGAUAGCAUCCUUACAGAUGCAGAGGCACAAUCUUUAGCCUUCCUCUUGCAGCUCAAUGUGGAGUUAGAAAUGGACAGCCAUCCCGAACCACUACAGCUUCAGAAGGACACACUAGAUUGUGAGGGAAGUUUAUUACUAAACACAGAAGCAGAUGAGAAUCUCUCCUCUCCUUUUAUUUCUUACAUGGAUGUACAAGAGGAAGACUGAAUGACUGUUAUACUGCAGACAAAAGUCUCUACUGUAGAAGAGUAGAAUAUUUGGACAAUACUCUCAAUAUGGCAGUGUAUACUGUACAUAUCAGUGUUGUUGUAAUAAUUACUUGGAAAUUGAAAUUGAAUUGAAAUAAAAUAUGAAUAUUAGAUAAACUUAAAAAAUUAAAAUGAGAAAUGUUGCUUUGGGAAUGAACUGAAAAUCAGUUGAAGUAUUUAAGCUACUAAAACUAAAUCUAUAUCGAAAUAAUAAUAAUAAUAAAAAAAAAAUCCAGUAAGAAACUAAAAUCACAUAAUGACAAAUGUAGUAAGAAUUUAGUAAAAAUGUAAUAAACAAGCCACAGUGAUAUUCUGUUUUAUGUAAUUCUGUAAUAAUCUAAUAAAUGCAUUAUCAAGUUGAACUUU
Messenger RNA from Cyprinus carpio (common carp), 1946 nucleotides. RefSeq lists its product as uncharacterized. Lineage: Eukaryota; Metazoa; Chordata; Actinopteri; Cypriniformes; Cyprinidae. The record is from RefSeq and is a predicted model, not a curated record.